Molecule: messenger RNA, 706 nt
Organism: Talpa occidentalis (Iberian mole)
Lineage: Eukaryota; Metazoa; Chordata; Mammalia; Eulipotyphla; Talpidae
Product: zinc finger protein 90 homolog
Exons: 6
Coding region: 176-706 (176 amino acids)
Biological process (GO): regulation of DNA-templated transcription
Source: RefSeq, a predicted model, not a curated record
CUUUCGAACGUUCUGGCGCCCCCGCGAGCGCUGGGGCGCCCCGAGGCAGCGUGUGGCGGGCUCUGGACAGGAGAAUCCAGGACCACGUGCAGCUGCCUCCAUCCUCUGUGCUGGACCCCAUUGCCCCUCCCAGCGCCGCCUCCAGAGCCCUGGCGCAUCUGUGAGAGCAGCGACAAUGCAUGAAUCUUUGGCUGCCGGCCCUGAGAUGAGGAGAAAUGUUCCCUCAGAGGGGACAGUGUCAUUUGAAAACGUGGCUGUGAACUUCACGUGGCAGGAGUGGCGGUACCUGAGUGAAGCUCAGAGGACCCUGUACUGGGAUGUGAUGAUGGAGACCUGCAGUCACCUGGUGUUCCUAGGGCACUGUGUUACCGAUCCUGAGGAGAGCAUCAGGUCGGAGCAGGGAUUACAGUCGUGGUCUGUGGACGAUCCACCAAACCAGGACCUCUCAGGUCCAAUGUUCAGGCAUCUUUAUCAUACUUCCUGGAUGGCCCCAUGGGAGUUAAAACACUUCCAUCAUAAUCAUGCUUUUUCUAAGAUGUGGCAAAGAGCAGCUCAGGUGUCACCGCUUCAUGACGUCCCCCAUGACCCUGAGUUGGGUUCAGAACACCUGGAUUCCCUCCAUCCAAACACCUGUCUCACUGUUAUGGAGAAGGUGCCAACUCCACAUGGCAGCCUCGGUUUCUACACAGAACCCAGCACAGACUGA